Messenger RNA from Raphanus sativus (radish), 1109 nucleotides. Its product is annotated as protein LIFEGUARD 3. The coding region runs from base 197 to 946 and encodes 249 amino acids. Lineage: Eukaryota; Viridiplantae; Streptophyta; Magnoliopsida; Brassicales; Brassicaceae. Gene Ontology annotation, cellular component: membrane. The transcript has 4 exons. The record is from RefSeq and is a predicted model, not a curated record.
UCACCACCUCCUCCUGAAGCAGGAUCCUUUUCGUCUUUGCACACACCGCUUUAGUUUGCUAAGAAAAUCCAAAAACUUGCUAGGCAUUUUCUUCUUGAAACGAGAACUUUUGCUCACACACGACGAAGAAUACGAAGCAAAGCUUUCUUUUCAACUUACCCAGCGUUUUCCUUCAAGUCUGAUAGAUACCGAUAUAAUGUAUCAGUGGAACUUACCGUACCGGAAAGGUGACUUGGAAGCAGGAGGCGGUGACUCAAGGUCGAGACCUUUAUACCCAACCAUGCAUGAAACUCCAGAGCUCCGGUGGGGAUUCAUACGCAAGGUUUACUCUAUAAUCGCCUUUCAGCUUCUAGCCACCGUCGCCGUCUCCGCCACUGUGGUCACCGUCCGCCCAAUCUUUCUGUUUUUCGCCACCACGGGGGCAGGACUAGCUCUCUACAUAGUCAUCAUCAUCACCCCCUUCAUAGUGUUGUGUCCGUUGUACUAUUACCACCAGAAACAUCCGGUGAACUACUUACUCUUGGUGGUGUUCACUUCGGCUUUGGCUUUUGUCGUUGGAUUGACAUGUGCCUUCACCAAUGGGAAAGUGAUUCUCGAGUCGGCGAUCUUGACAACGGCUGUGGUGCUUUCCCUCACCGUGUACACCUUCUGGGCUGCUAAGAGAGGAUAUGACUUCAACUUCCUUGGACCCUUCUUGUUUGGUGCUCUCAUCGUCCUCGUCGUCUUUGCCAUGAUACAAGUUUUUUUUCCGUUAGGGAGGACAUCGGUGAUGAUUUAUGGUUUCUUGGCAUCGGUAAUAUUCUGCGGGUACAUAGUCUAUGAUACAGACAAUCUGAUCAAACGUUACACAUAUGAUGAGUAUAUUUGGGCAGCGGUUUCGCUCUACCUGGACAUCAUCAAUCUCUUCUUGUCUCUUCUUACUAUAUUUAGAGCUUUAGAGAGGUAGGUGAUUGCGAGUAUGAGGUAGUUAAAAUGCUCUUGAUCUCUAGAAACUGUUGUAAUAAGAAAGUGUGUGUGUGUGUGUUUUUGUAUAUAUAUUCUGGUUACUGUUCUCACAGAGAGAACAGAAAAUAGAUUCUCUAUAGUGUGAACCAAAUAUUUCUAGAACU